Messenger RNA from Panicum hallii, 1316 nucleotides. Its product is annotated as dof zinc finger protein DOF1.6-like. The record is from RefSeq and is a predicted model, not a curated record. Gene Ontology annotation, biological process: regulation of DNA-templated transcription. Gene Ontology annotation, molecular function: DNA binding; DNA-binding transcription factor activity. Bases 332 to 1018 code for a protein of 228 amino acids. NCBI's taxonomy places the organism in Eukaryota, Viridiplantae, Streptophyta, Magnoliopsida, Poales, Poaceae. The transcript has a single exon.
CGACACCCAACCAUGCCAAGCUGAUUGCCGUCCAGGUCGGACUGACGGUGACGGCUACGCCUCGCCGCUGUGCAGUCAUGCCACCUGCUACAAGUAGCUUGGCCGGCGGCUACCUAGCCUACAUUUCAUUCCUCCUCCCCAGAUCGAUCACCACCCGGAGGGCGAGUGGGAUCACACGCCCACAGGGGCCAGCGCCCAACGCUACCCCGGCCGGCCACCUGACCUGACCUGAUUGCGCCGCGCACUAGCUAGCUCUCCGCUCCCCCUGGUUGGCUGGCUGGUUUUAAGGCGGCGGCCGCCCUCGGCAUGCGCUGUCCUGCUCGCCCGGGAAAUGGCGCCCGCAGCUGGAGCUUCGACCCUCUCGGCCACCUCCGCCGGCGCCGCCGAUGCUUCCAAGCGUCCGGCCGCUUCCGACGCUGAGCCGAUCGGCUCCCCCGUGCUCCACCACCAGGCCAGUCAUGGCGCUACCGAGGACGGCGACGAGGCCGCGCGCAAGGCGGGCCUGGGCCAGCAGCACCCGAGGCAGCAGCAGCAGCUCGAGUGCCCGCGCUGCCAGUCCACCAACACCAAGUUCUGCUACUACAACAACUACAGCACGGCGCAGCCGCGCCACUUCUGCCGGGCCUGCCGCCGCUACUGGACGCACGGCGGCACGCUGCGGGACGUGCCCGUCGGCGGCGCCUCCCGCCGCGGCGCCAAGCGCCGCAGGGUCUCGGCCGAGCCCUCGCCGUCGUCCGCGUCCUCGCCACCGCAGACGACUGCGCGCGCGGAGGACGCAUACCGCAUGAUACCGGACCUCUCGGCCUUCCCGUUCCUCAGCGACGGCAGCUUCCUGCCGCAGCUCGACCUCGGCGCUGCGCCGGCGGCGACGUUCUCGUCGUGGCAGCAGUCGGUGGUCUCGGACUUUUAUGACGGGUUCGCGCCGUGGGACGACGGGACGGCUGGCGCCGCCGGCGUGACGGGCGCGUGGGGCGACAUCGCCGGCCUCGAGCUCAGCUGGCCGCCGCCGGGGAACUGAUCAUGGCAGUCGGGCGCCGUUGUGAGGCUCCGGUUUUAGCAGUGCGGCCUCAUCAGGUUCAGGUAGUGCUUCCGAGUUCCUAGUAUGCAGUGACAAUAUGUUUUGAUGAGCUAUAUAUCCAGGCUAGGAAUGCGAGCAGCUCAAUUCUCCCCUGGUUUCACUGUUUCUUCUCGUCCUCAUAAACGAAAUGAAAUCGUGGCCAGUAGUUAGAUUCAGUGGAUCAUGAUCUAUAGCUGCCGAGAGGAGGAUGUAAGAUCUGUGCAGUGAUUAUUGUGACAAUAAAAUUAAGUUUGUGUCA